Mangifera indica (mango) is the source of this 1585-nucleotide messenger RNA. Its product is annotated as mitogen-activated protein kinase 3. The transcript is spliced from 6 exons. Gene Ontology annotation, cellular component: nucleus; cytoplasm. The record is from RefSeq and is a predicted model, not a curated record. Gene Ontology annotation, molecular function: MAP kinase activity; ATP binding. The coding region runs from base 76 to 1203 and encodes 375 amino acids. Gene Ontology annotation, biological process: intracellular signal transduction; protein phosphorylation. NCBI's taxonomy places the organism in Eukaryota, Viridiplantae, Streptophyta, Magnoliopsida, Sapindales, Anacardiaceae.
CGCAUUAUUCUCCUUAACUCUUCAGCAACAAAAUUUUGAAUUUUUAAGCAAGGGAGAAACAAAAACAGAGUGGAUAUGGCUGAUGUAACUCAGGUCAACGGCGGAAGUCAAACGUCGGAUUUCCCUGCCGUUCAGACGUACGGCGGCCAGUUCGUACAGUACAAUAUAUUUGGGAACUUGUUUGAAAUCACGGCCAAGUAUCGUCCUCCGAUCAUGCCAAUUGGUCGUGGCGCAUACGGCAUAGUUUGCUCGGUGCUGAAUUCGGAGACGAAUGAAAUGGUUGCGAUGAAGAAAAUAGCGAACGCGUUUGAUAACCACAUGGAUGCAAAGCGUACGCUUCGUGAGAUUAAGCUUUUACGCCAUUUGGAUCAUGAAAACGUCAUAGCAAUAAGAGAUGUGGUUCCUCCACCCUUGCGGAGAGAAUUCUCCGAUGUAUAUAUUGCCACAGAACUCAUGGAUACUGAUCUUCACCAAAUAAUUCGCUCCAAUCAAGCUUUAUCCGAGGAGCAUUGUCAGUACUUCUUGUAUCAGAUUCUUCGAGGACUUAAGUAUAUACAUUCAGCUAAUGUUAUCCAUCGUGAUCUGAAGCCCAGCAAUCUUUUGCUGAAUGCAAACUGUGACUUGAAAAUUUGUGAUUUUGGUCUUGCUCGCCCAGCAUCAGAGAAUGAGUUUAUGACAGAAUAUGUUGUCACAAGAUGGUACAGAGCUCCAGAGCUAUUGCUGAACUCUUCAGAUUACACUGCCGCAAUAGAUGUUUGGUCUGUGGGUUGUAUUUUUAUGGAGCUUAUGAACAGAAGACCUCUAUUUCCAGGCAGAGAUCAUGUGCAUCAGAUGCGCUUAUUAACUGAGCUUCUCGGCACACCAACGGAGUCUGAUCUGGGAUUUGUCCGAAAUGAGGAUGCUAGAAGAUAUAUCCAGCAACUUCAACAACAUCCUCGUCAGCCAUUAGCCCAAAAUUUUCCACAUGUUCAUCCAUUGGCUAUGGAUCUUGUAGAUAGAAUGUUGACAUUUGAUCCCACAAAAAGAAUAACUGUUGAAGAAGCAUUAGCCCAUCCUUAUCUUGCAAGAUUACAUGACAUAGCAGACGAACCUGUCUGCCCAGAACCAUUUUCCUUCGAUUUUGAGCAACAAUCCUUGGGAGAAGAGCAAAUGAAGGACCUGAUUUAUAAGGAAGCCUUGGCAUCCAAUCCAGAGUAUGCAUAAUGAGAAAGUAACUUUUAUGCUCAGUUUAACUACCUAUAAGUGGUUUGAAACUAUCUGUUUGAUCGCGGAUUAGUGAAAAGAUGACUUUGAACAAGAGAUCAGAACGAGAAGAAAAAGACAUUUCCAACAACAGAAAGUGUUCGUGGAUCCAGUCCAGGGCUGACCAGCUGUUUUAUAUUUCAUUAGGCCAGUCCCCUUGACAGCUCACAUAGCUGCCCUUUACCUUAAUAUGUUACAGAGGUUUCUUUGUUUUUUUCAUUUUUGUUUCUUACACUAUUUAUUCUCUGUUAUUAGUUGUAAUUGAGUUUGUGAUAAUGUGUUGUGGAUUGAAUCAAAUCUAUCAUAAAUAUAAGAAUCAAUUGGAAUUUUUCUUUCUACUAAA